UCACCGCGCUUUCAGACCUCCGCGGCCGGCUCCGGCGCUCAAAGCGACUGCUCACGGCUCGAAGGUGCCCGGGUGGUCCGACAGCUGAGCUGGCCGCAGCUGCCUCCUCAGCCCCCACCCGCCAUGAGGAGCGCGCAUCCCCUGGUCCUUUUCUCCCUGGUUGCCCUUUGCGGGCCCGGGGACUGCCGUGUGGCCAAUGCCGAGGAGAAGCUCAUGGAUGACCUUCUGAACAAAACCCGCUACAACAACCUGAUCCGCCCAGCCACCAGCUCCUCCCAGCUCAUCUCCAUCCAGUUGCAGCUCUCCCUGGCCCAGCUCAUCAGCGUGAAUGAGCGAGAACAGAUCAUGACCACUAACGUCUGGCUGAAACAGGAAUGGACUGACUAUCGCCUGGCCUGGAACAGCUCCCACUAUGAGGGUGUGAACAUCCUGAGGAUACCCGCAAAGCGCAUCUGGCUGCCUGACAUUGUGCUUUACAACAACGCGGACGGGACCUAUGAGGUGUCUCUCUACACCAAUGUGGUGGUGCGCUCCAAUGGCAGCAUCCUGUGGCUGCCCCCUGCCAUCUACAAGAGUGCCUGCAAGAUUGAGGUGAAGCACUUCCCCUUUGACCAGCAGAACUGCACCCUCAAGUUCCGCUCCUGGACCUACGACCACACGGAGAUCGACAUGGUCCUCAAGUCGCCCACGGCCAGCAUGGAUGACUUUACCCCCAGUGGUGAGUGGGACAUAGUAGCCCUCCCAGGGCGAAGGACGGUGAACCCACAGGACCCCAGCUAUGUGGACGUGACUUAUGAUUUCAUCAUCAAGCGCAAGCCGCUAUUCUACACCAUCAACCUCAUCAUCCCCUGUGUGCUCAUCACCUCACUGGCCAUCCUUGUCUUCUACCUGCCCUCCGACUGUGGCGAGAAGAUGACACUGUGCAUCUCCGUGCUGCUGGCGCUCACUGUCUUCUUGCUGCUCAUCUCCAAGAUCGUGCCGCCCACCUCCCUCGACGUGCCACUCAUUGGCAAAUACCUCAUGUUCACCAUGGUGCUGGUCACCUUCUCCAUUGUCACCAGUGUCUGUGUGCUCAAUGUACACCACCGUUCACCUAGCACCCACACCAUGGCGCCCUGGGUCAAGCACUGCUUCCUAUACAAGCUGCCCACCUUCCUCUUCAUGAAGCGCCCUGAUAGCAGCCCCUCCAGGGCCCCCCAGCUUAGCCAGUCUCGCCUGACCAAGUCCGAGCCCACUGCCACCACUGCCUUGGCCACGGGCCCUGCCAGCUCCUCCAACCUCUAUGGGAACUCCAUGUACUUAGUGAAUCCUGCCUCUGCAGCUCCCAAGUCUCCAGCCGGCUUGGACUGGGCAGGUAUCCCCAGCGAUUUCCGGCUGAGGUCUUCUGGGAGGUUCCCGCAGGAUGUGCAGGAGGCCUUAGAGGGCGUCAGCUUCAUUGCCCAGCACAUGAAGAGUGAUGAUCAAGAUCAGAGUGUCAUUGAGGACUGGAAGUACGUGGCCAUGGUGGUCGACCGGCUGUUCCUGUGGGUGUUCGUGGUUGUAUGUGUGCUCGGCACCGUGGGGCUUUUCCUACCUCCCCUCUUCCAGACCCACAUGCCCUCUGAGGGGCCCUAGGCUGCCCUGUGUGUCUGAGGGCCCCCAGGGCUGUGGGGUGAGGUGAUAUGAGCAGCCAAGUGGGCAGUUUGCUGCUUCCUUCUGGAUCAAGGCUGAUGAGGCCCUAAAUAAAUAUAAGACCAUUGGGCAUCAACCCCAUCAAACAGCCAUGGCUGUGGGAGGGGUGAGGAUGGGGGCCCUGGACUAUCUUCUCUGAAGGCCUUGGAGGACCCCCAGGAAAUCUCAGCAGGAGGGGGACAGUUGAAUUCUGGCUGGUCUUCCUUCCCUGCCCCAGGCCCUGGGGAUAAGGACAAGCAAAACAGCAGCACCUACCAUGUGCCUGGCAUCUUGCCCACAUCCUGGCCUACCUUUCACCCCAUCUCCUUCCAUUCCCCCUGACCACUAGGCUCCCUGGCUUUCUUUCAGUCCCUCACACUCAGGAUCCUUUCCAGCUCAGAGCCUUGGCAUUUGCUGUACCUUCUACCCCAAUCUUCUUCCUCCAGGGCCUCCCAAGCUCCUCCCACGGCUGCAUCAUUCAGAGCUCUGCUCCAGUCCUUCCUUUGUUCUAAGGUCACCUCCCUGAGAGGCCUUCCCCAAUCGCCUAUUCUAAAGGGUCCUCCCCCACGGCCACUUUACACUGACACCUUCCUCGAGUGCUCCUCGGUGCCUGAAGUUCUUAAUUGGUGGUGUGUUUAUUGUCCACAUCUCACCCUCUAGAGUGUGAGCUCUGAGAGAGCAGGGACACGGUCCCUCGUAUUCGCUGCAGUAUCUCCACGACUUAGGACAGAGCUUGGCACACAGCAGGUGCUCAAUAAAUGUUUGCCAAAUGAAUGAAUAGCUCCUAUUCCUCCUUCAAGUUCGGAUGUCCCUCCUGGGAGCAGCCAUCCUUGGUUCCCCGCUGAAGAGAAAGUCCCCUCCUCCACGCUCCGCGGCCCUGGGCACGUUCUGCUUCAGAUCACGGCUGGGUUCAGCUGUGUCUCCCUCACAGAUGCUCUGACGGGUUCUCUCACAUACAAUUUUUUGCCCAGUGCCUGGCACAUAGUAGACAUUCAAAACAUUUGUGGAAUGGAGGAGAAAUUUUUUAAAAUUCUAUUUUUUAUAUUAUUAUACUAUAAAAUUGACUUUUUACAUAUAGUUCUAUGAGUUUUAAUCCAUGCAUAGAUUUGUGUAAUCAGGAUAUAGGAGAGACCCAUCACCCAAAACAGCUCCCUCUCGCUACUCCUUUCUGGUCAUGCCUACCUCCACCCCGACCCCUGGCAACCACUGAUCUCUUGUCCCUCCGUCCAGUGUAGACUUUUCAAGAAUGCUAUUUAAAUGAAUCAUACAGGAUGUAGCCUUCAGAGAGUAGCUUCUUUCAUUCAGCAUAAUGGCUUUCAGAGUCAUCUAAGUUAUUGAGCGGACAGUUUGUCCUUUUGUCUUGCUAAGUAGUAUUCCAUCACGUGGACGUUGAAGCACAUGUAGAUUGCUGCCAGUGUGGGGCAAUUACGAAAAGAGCUGCUAUAAAC
This is a messenger RNA of Equus quagga, 3098 nucleotides long. It is a transcript of the gene CHRNB4, whose product is annotated as cholinergic receptor nicotinic beta 4 subunit. The coding region runs from base 124 to 1614 and encodes 496 amino acids. The record is from RefSeq and is a predicted model, not a curated record. Gene Ontology annotation, biological process: nervous system process; regulation of membrane potential; monoatomic ion transmembrane transport. Gene Ontology annotation, molecular function: acetylcholine-gated monoatomic cation-selective channel activity; transmembrane signaling receptor activity. Gene Ontology annotation, cellular component: synapse; neuron projection; postsynaptic membrane. The transcript has 6 exons. Lineage: Eukaryota; Metazoa; Chordata; Mammalia; Perissodactyla; Equidae.